Rhizopus microsporus ATCC 52813 is the source of this 225-nucleotide messenger RNA. RefSeq lists its product as uncharacterized. Gene Ontology annotation, cellular component: nucleus. The annotation marks the transcript as partial. Gene Ontology annotation, biological process: intracellular iron ion homeostasis; intracellular copper ion homeostasis; positive regulation of transcription by RNA polymerase II. Gene Ontology annotation, molecular function: copper ion binding; DNA-binding transcription factor activity, RNA polymerase II-specific; RNA polymerase II cis-regulatory region sequence-specific DNA binding. NCBI's taxonomy places the organism in Eukaryota, Fungi, Mucoromycota, Mucoromycetes, Mucorales, Rhizopodaceae. The record is from RefSeq and is a predicted model, not a curated record. The transcript has a single exon.
GGACAUCGUGCAUCAAGUUGUGAACAUACCGAUCGACAACUGAUUUUGAUUAAAAAGAAAGGAAGACCAGCAACACAGUGCUUGAAAUGCAGAGAACUUCGAAUCGUGCGGCAACUUCAUAGACGAUGUGAAUGUUUAGUAAAGAAUAAUGAUAUCAACAAAAUAGAAGCCAGCAUAAAAAGUAACGAUGCCAACAUAAAAUCACAAGGUAGAACCUUUAAUUAA